Molecule: messenger RNA, 898 nt
Organism: Durusdinium trenchii
Lineage: Eukaryota; Dinophyceae; Suessiales; Symbiodiniaceae
Source: the annotation of a GenBank genome assembly
CCACAAACCCUUCUCCAAAGUGGCGUCGAUGCCGUUCGCUGCGCCAUCCGAUUCGGAAGCGCGACCGACUGCGCCAUGAGAUGCCAUGAGCAGCAAGGUUGGCCGUGCUGCUAGCGUGCCGACAUCCUCCUUGGCGGCUGACCAAGUGGCCAAGAAUUGGCAGAUUGGGGACAGGAUCAAGACGCAGGUCGGCAAGAAAACCUAUUGCGGAACAGUUCGCUUCGUUGGAGUCACCUACUUCGCUCAUGGAGACUGGGUCGGAGUUGAACUCGAAGAGGCCAUUGGAAAGAACAAUGGCACCGUUCAGGAGGUCGUGUACUUCCGUUGCCCAGCCCAGCAUGGCCUCUUCUGCCGGCCCUGGACAAUCCAAGCCGUGGAAUCGGUAGAGACCGGAACAGCAGAGCUCAAAAGCCUGACGAAGCACCUCGAGGACCUCACAACGAAGGUGAAAGAAAUCCAUGCUGCUCAAGCCAAGACCAGUGAACAGCUCGACCGCCUGGAAGCCACGGACCGGAGCCCCUUCAGCCAGGAUCUCAUCAAGAAGGUGGACGAGCUCCAUGCUGCUCAAGCCAAGAACAGUGAAAAGCUCGACCUCCUGGAAGUCACUGAGCAGGGCCCCUUCAGCCAGGAUCUCGUCAAGAAGGUGGAACGACUUCAUGAACGCGUGGACCAGGCCCUACCAGCGCCGAAGCCGCGCCGUGAUCCGCAGGCCAAGAGCUUGGACGCGUUGUCUCUUUGCUUCGAGUAUGCCAAUGCUGAGCUGACCCUCGUGGCACCCUCCUGGCGACUCCACUUGCGAGAAGUGGCCAAGAUGGUGGCUUACCUGGUGCAGGUGGUGAACGGUUUUCAGGCUGGGACCGCCCAAGAACGAGAGCGAAGUGGGGGUUUGGACUGGUGA